Molecule: messenger RNA, 3559 nt
Organism: Plodia interpunctella (Indianmeal moth)
Lineage: Eukaryota; Metazoa; Arthropoda; Insecta; Lepidoptera; Pyralidae
Exons: 2
Coding region: 106-3504 (1132 amino acids)
Biological process (GO): endonucleolytic cleavage of tricistronic rRNA transcript (SSU-rRNA, 5.8S rRNA, LSU-rRNA); maturation of SSU-rRNA from tricistronic rRNA transcript (SSU-rRNA, 5.8S rRNA, LSU-rRNA); ribosome biogenesis
Cellular component (GO): 90S preribosome; nucleus
Molecular function (GO): GTPase activity; U3 snoRNA binding; GTP binding
Source: RefSeq, a predicted model, not a curated record
AUAGUGACUGACAGAUCGAAUAGAAAUACUACAUCAACACGUGAGGUUAUUUUUAUUUAUCGCGUGUUCAAUAAAUGAAUAAAUGUGCAAUUUUAAGUAUAAAUAAUGGCAGACGAAAGUGCAUUUGACAAAAAGAAAGUUCACCGUGCAAAACAUGCAGGACGGAAAGCAGAGAAGAAGAAAAAGAAAAAUCAAAUAGACCAGUCUAAUCUAAGCGCGCGACAGCGAAACCCGAAGGCUUUCGCUAUUCAGUCUGCUGUUCGCGCUGAGAGGCAAUUCAGACGGCGAGAAGAUGUUAUUGCGAAGAAGCAGCACAUUCCUCAGGUGGAUAAAACACCUCUGGAACCGCCUCCUAUCGUUGUGGCUGUUGUCGGCCCUCCCCGUGUCGGCAAGACCACUCUCAUCAAUAAUCUAAUCAAGAGCUUCAUAAAAACCAACGUAACAAGCACCAAUGGCCCUAUAACCAUCGUGACGUCCAAGAAACGACGCCUCACUUUAAUAGAGUGUAAUAAUGACGUAAACUCCAUGAUAGACAUCGCGAAAUGCGCUGAUCUUGUCCUAUUACUUUGUGACGCUAGUUUUGGCUUUGAGAUGGAAAUAUUCGAGUUCUUGAAUAUCUGUCAAGUUCAUGGGAUGCCUAAAAUUAUGGGUGUGUUGACACAUCUUGAUAUGAUAAAGAAUUCAAAGACAUUGAAAACUACAAAGAAAACUUUGAAACAUCGAUUUUGGACUGAAGUGUACCCUGGUGCUAAACUAUUUUAUCUUUCCGGUAUUGUCCAUGGAGAGUAUUUGAGGAAUGAAAUUAAAAAUUUGUCUAGAUUUAUUUCUGUGAUGAAGUUCCGGCCUCUAAGCUGGAGGACCACUCAUGCAUAUGUGUUGGGGGACAGAAUGGAGGACAUUACGAGUCAAGAGCUGAUCAGAAAAGAUGAGAAGGUCAACAGAGAUGUUGUACUUUAUGGAUAUGUACGGGGUGUGCCUCUCAUGAAGGAGUCUAUGGUUCAUAUUGCAGGUGUUGGAGAUAUGAAAAUUAGUGAAUUAUCAUAUUUACCAGAUCCAUGUCCUUUACCUAGUAGUGAGAAAAAGAGACACUUGAUGGAAAGAGAGAGACAAAUAUAUGCUCCAUUCUCAGGUGUUGGAGGUAUUGUUUAUGAUAAAGAUGCAGUGUAUAUUGAACUGAAGGGAUCCCAUUCACACAAACAGGAAGACGAAGAGACAAAUGAGAAGAAAGCUUUACUCAAAAAUGUAGUGGAGACUAAAGAAACAGUUGAUGAACAGAUGCAGGAGUCAGGAUUCAAAUUGUUCAGUGGUGGGGCUGUCAUAUAUCCUGACAUGCUGAAAGAUGAUGAAUACCUACAACAAAAUAAGAAUACCCAAAUAGACAACGCUAAUAGUUCAGAUGACUCUGAUUCGGAAGGCAAUGAUUCCGAUGCAGAUAAUGACAGUGGUAUAGAUCAAAGUGAGAGGGAGGCUACAGAAAAUACUAAACUUCCAUGGGACAAUGAUAAUUCAGAUGUUGAAGAUCAAGAGAAAUCGAAUGAAGAUAAUACUGAAGAUGAAAAGGAAAACUCUGAUGGUGAAGAAUUUGGAAUGAAGUGGAAACAGAAGUUAGGAGAAAAAGCUACUGAAGCCUACUUUGAAAGGCAGAAAACAUCCAAGAAUAUAAUGAAGCUUGUUUAUGGUGAAUUUGAGAUUGGAAAUAAAACCAAGGAGCAAAAAGAGGAAUCAGAUAAUGAUAGUGAUGAAGAAGAAAUAGGCGGUUUAUUCAAAAAGGUAACUACUACACAGAAGAAAAAACAGAAAGAAAAAGAGAGGCUUGAUGUUGAUGAGUGCUCAUUCUUUUAUGCAUUGGAUAAACCUAACCUCAGGGAUUGGACCAGUGAGAACAACAAACAGUAUCUAAUCAAUUGUUUUGUUACUGGGAAGAGAUCAGCCGAUGAAGAUGCCUCUGAAUUGUUGAAAUUGGACGAUGCCAGUGAUGGAGAUGAUGAAGAGCUUUUUGGAGAUUUUGAGGAUUUAGAAACUGGUGAGAAACACAUGGCUGAAGAGAGUACAGAGUCCAAAGAGAAAGCUGGAGAUAAACGUAAGGCAGAACCUACUAAAUCUGAGAUCCUAGAAAAAAAGAUGAAAUUAAAAGCAAAAUUUGAUGCAGAAUAUGACAAUCCAGAUGAUCAUAGGAUUAAAGGAGACCAUUCUUAUUAUGAGAAUUUGAAAGCAGAAGCUCUCAAACAGUCGGAAUUAAAUAAAUCUGUUUUUGAUAACUUAGAUACUGGUCUUAGAAUUGAAGUUGAAGGAUUUAGACCAGGCUUGUACGUUAGAAUGUUAUUCAAAAACAUGCCAUCAGAAUUUGUGUGUAAUUUCGAUGCAAGUUAUCCAAUCCUUAUCGGAGCCCUAAAUAUGGCUGAGCAAAACAUUGGAUUUGUGUCUUGCAAAGUGAAGAAACACAGAUGGUACAAAAAGAUACUGAAGACGAAUGAUCCGCUUAUCAUUUCAUUGGGUUGGAGGAGAUUCCAGACUUUACCAAUAUACUCUAAAAUAGAGGACGAUUUGAAAUGUAGGUAUCUAAAGUACACACCGGAACAUGUUACUUGUAAUAUGCAUUUCUAUGGCCCUGUGACCCCCCAGAACACAGGUUUCCUAGCCUUACAAACAGUUAAUAAUGAUCCUAAUGAAAUUAAACCUUUAGGCUUUCGAAUAGCAGCUACAGGAAGUGUUAAUGAAAUAAAUAAAUCUACACAAAUUGUAAAGAAACUGAAAUUAGUAGGUACACCACUGAAGAUUUACAAAAAGACUGCUUUCAUAAAAGAUAUGUUUACAAGCUCACUAGAAGUGGCUAAAUUCGAAGGCGCGAGAGUAAAAACUGUAUCGGGAAUCAGAGGGCAGAUAAAAAAGGCUUUGAAUAAGCCAGAAGGAGCUUUUCGUGCUACUUUCGAAGAUAAAAUCUUAAUGAGCGACAUCGUUUUUUGCCGUACGUGGUUCAAAGUGGAUGUUACAAAAUUCUACGCACCGGUUGUGAAUUUGUUGAUGCCAAUAGAUGCAAAAAAUGCAUGGCAAGGAAUGAAGACCAAGGGUCAGCUCAAGAGGGAACGAAACAUUAAGAACGACGCGAAUACCGAUUCAAUGUACGCAGAAGUAACAAGACAGCCUAAGGUCUUCAAGCCCCUGAUCAUACCUAAGACACUACAAAAAGGUUUACCAUACAGAUUUAAGCCUAAGGAGAAAUCUACAACAUUAUCAGGCAAGAAUCCUAAAGACAAAUUCAGAGACAGAGUGGCAGUGGUGAAGAGUCCUUACGAACAGAAGGUCACGAGUGUGAUGAAGAUGUUAAAGACGAAUUAUGCGAAGAAACAAGAAUUGCAGAAGGAAGCCACAGCCGAAAGGUUAAAGGCGCAUAAAAAGCAGCAGGACGAGGAAGAAUGGAGGCGGAUAAAAAGACAGAAAGAGUUGAAGAAGAAGAUUUGUAGACAGCUGAGCAAAAUGGGUAACAAAAAGCAACCUCAAAUGUGAUAGAUUUUGCUGUAAGAGAAGGUGUUAAAUAAAACAAUGCCGUAUAUCGUGUAAA